Molecule: messenger RNA, 1489 nt
Organism: Scatophagus argus
Lineage: Eukaryota; Metazoa; Chordata; Actinopteri; Scatophagidae
Gene: crb3a
Product: crumbs homolog 3a
Exons: 4
Coding region: 339-755 (138 amino acids)
Source: RefSeq, a predicted model, not a curated record
AACCAUGUGACCAAUGGCGAGUAGACGACAAAAAAAACUGCUUUACAUAAAACACCAACCGGUAAUGCAGUCGAGGAUGUGGUCUGGUGGUCUCUGGAUUAUUUCGUGUAUUUCAGUUGCACGGGGAAACUUUGGCGUCUUAUAAAGAUGUUAGCGUUUUCAUUGGACUAAACAAUUUGUUGCAGUUUCAUUUUGGACAAGGUGAGGCGGAAGUGACGGUUCAUGCGUGAGGGAACCAACCUGCUCGAUGUUUCCCGUUUUGCUUCGAUCACCUGAAAGCAGCCUGAUCGAGGCUGUACAGGGGAGGCAGUAAAUCCACACAGUGAACACUGAACCUGAUGAAAUGGACCCGAGCUGACGCCCCAAAGCCUCAGUCUGCCCACGCUCGGCCCUGCUGGUCACAGGUAGAGAUGGCAGCGUGUUCGGAUGUGCUCGCCCUGCCUGGAGUUGUGGCUGGGAGUGUUUUACUGCUGGUACUGAGCAGUAAUCCUGUGUGGGGAAAUUAUACUGUCGCUAAAAAUGGCUUCCAUUCUAAUAACACUGGUGGACCCAACAUUGCAGCUAUUGUGGCCCCUACAGUAAUCCUGGGCGUUCUCGCCAUAGUCUUGGCUGUUCUCGCUUGGCUCCUCUGUGUGGUGAAAAAGAAGAGACAGACUGAAGGGACAUAUAGACCCAGUGCGGAGGAACAGUCUGGUGCGCGCAGCGUGGCUGCACCAGAUGCUCUAAAGUUACCAAAGGAGGAAAGACUCAUUUGAGAUUUUGUCCUGCGAGGACACAUGCUGCAGAUGUUUGCAUGGCAGCAUUCCUGUGUGACAAGGCUCUGGUGUCUCUCUCUCUUUUGAGUUGAUCAACAAAAGAAAAAUCUCCCCAGGUUUCUCAUCAAAAACCAACUGGUCCCUGGAUGUACGGAUCUAUGGAUUUUAAAAAACAACUGAACAUUUCAAGGAGUUUUUGAACAUUUCCUCUGCACAAUGAAACUAGAACAGCAGUAUUUUAUGACUACUAAUGAUUUCUGUUUACAAAUACUUUUCUUUCAGUUGCCUUCGUGUAUCAUUUAACAUGUCCCUGCAUUUCAGUCUAUUUUAAAUCACUGUCACUGGUAAAAUUGAUACUCUUAUACCUCAAACCUUUGCCUCUGAAAGGCCAGAAGAGUUCAUUGCAUUUAACAUUGAGACAGAUGUUUGACAGAUGACAUAUCACAGUGCAAAAAACUCUUGAUUUUAGAUAGACUGUUGUAUCUUUAAAAUUAACUUAUACUUAAAAAGUCUAUAAAGCAAAAACAAGCAAUUUUUUUUUUUACACCUAAAGUAUUCCUUAAGUUAAUCCAUCUCAUUUAAAGAAAUUCAUUUCAUGUUAACAUUGUUGCAUAAUGCAUCAUAAUCAAGCAGAUGUGUUUUACAAUGUCACAUGCCUAUUUAUGCUUUUAUCAAAUAAAUAACAAAGUUUUGAUAAAAAGUAGGUGAACAAUUAAACUGUACAAAGAACUGAA